This is a messenger RNA of Dichotomopilus funicola, 1932 nucleotides long. Its product is annotated as acyl transferase/acyl hydrolase/lysophospholipase. The transcript is spliced from 3 exons. Lineage: Eukaryota; Fungi; Ascomycota; Sordariomycetes; Sordariales; Chaetomiaceae. Gene Ontology annotation, biological process: arachidonate metabolic process. Bases 1 to 1932 code for a protein of 643 amino acids. Gene Ontology annotation, cellular component: membrane. The record is from RefSeq and is a predicted model, not a curated record.
AUGGACUCAACAGGGUUAAAACGGAAAGACACGACAAAGGGUCCGCCGUUGCGGAUUCUGUCGCUAGAUGGCGGGGGCGUGCGCGGCUACUCCAUGUUCCUCAUCCUCCAAGAACUCAUGCACCGCACCUUUGUCGAGAUGGAGGGGCGCGCCCCAAGACGUUCCGAAAUUCCCAAGCCCUGCGACCACUUCGACCUAAUCGUCGGCACCGGUACUGGUGGGCUCAUCGCUAUUAUGCUGGGCCGCCUGCGCCUCGACAUCGAGACCUGCAAGGAACUCUACGUGCGCAUGACGCGGAUGGUAUUCGAGACCGACAAGACCAUUGUGGGAAUUCCUUAUCGAUCGACGCUGUUCAAGGCGACCAAGCUGGAGGAAGCCAUCAAGGAGUGUGUGAGGGAACAUACGGUCUAUGAGAAGGAGGGGAACGAUGGGUCGGAGGCUGGGAGCAUAAACAAUCCGAUGAGCCCGGCUUCGCGGUCAAGCGCGGGGUAUCCCAAGAGGCAUACAAGCAAUGCAAGCGUGUUGAGCUUCAGUGCGCGAAGCCCAACUGCGCAACACGCCCGACCGGUAUUCUCCCGCGGAGGAAGCCCGAAUGCUCGCUUGUAUGACGAGCGCGAGGCGCGGACUAAGACUGCGGUUACCGCGGUGUACAAAGGCUCGGCGAAAGGCGCCGCACCCGCCAUGCUACGCUCCUACGACUCGCGGCGCGAGCCCGCCCCCGAGUUCGACUGCACUAUUUGGGAGGCUGGGCGGGCAACAUGUUCCAUCGGCCUUGCAUUCAAACCGAUCCAGAUCGGGCAGUCGGUGUUCCAUGACGACGGUGCCGGCAACUUUAACCCAUCCCCCACAGUACUCGACGAGGCGGUCGUCAACGAAUGGCCUGGUCGGGAGGUCGGCGUGUUCAUCAGUGUCGGAACCGGCAAGCGGCCAAAGGGGAGCGACGCCAACUCGUCGAUGUGGUACGAAGGGUUCUUGGGCGAGUUUGCCGAAGCACGGCGGAAGCUGAUCGCCAAGAUCGAGGGUUGUGAGAAGGUCCACGAGUUCAUGGAGCGCGAGCACCUGGCGAAACGCGGGGUCAACAUCGAGAAUUAUUACCGGUGGAAUGUCGAGGUUGGCGUCGGCGAAUUUGGCAUGAAUGAGUGGAACCGCCUGGCCGAUAUCAGCACCAACACCCGGCGCUACCUUGCCCGGGACGAAGAGCAAAGAAUGGUUCAGGGCGCGUCGGCGAAGCUAGCCAAGAUCCAUUUCGCCAAGCAGCGUUGGGAGCGUCUUAGUCUGUCACAUCCGGACCUAGCCGCGCAGACGGUUCCCGAGAUUUCGCUACCCCUUGCUGUCGAACUACCCGGGGAUAUCCCCACCAGCCCGCAAGUCCACACCCCGUCCAGCCGGCCAUCGUACGAAUCGGGGAACGACACUCUACCUGUGCGUGCCACCACGCCCUCGCCCAGGAGCUCUGGCGAGCCCCCACGGCAGUCGCCUAAGCCGAAUCAGCUGCCAUUUCCCGCUGGACCACACCCCACGGGACACCACCACCACAGCCCAGCAACUUCGGUUUCAACAGGUCAAGCCCCACCAGGUAGUCGCCCAACGACUGGCAACAGCAGUGCGGCUGACGACUCCGAUCGCCUCGUCGUCAACGCGCCCACCCCGUCACAAUACCGCCUCGCCGCGGGGACGGACAAGAUUGCGAUACAGAGCGCCGAUGAGCACCCCAGGCGCUACGACGCCAGCCACAACUCCCCAAUGCAGCCAGCGCCACUGCGGACAGGGAGGUCACCCUCGGUCCCGCCACCAUUACCACCCAAGACACCCUUGUCAACAAACAGGACAGGAGGGCCUGGGCGGUCGUCGGCGCCGGUACUGCCAUACCCACUAGAUGAUGACGCGCCGCCGGCAGUAAACAUGGCGCGGAAGCCAAAUUAUAAGGCAUAG